AUGCUUAGAGCACACAACCCGGAAAACUGGCGAAGCAGCAUGCGAGAAGUCUUUUUCCGGAUCAAAGACGUGAUACAUUAUAAAGGGUUUCAAGUAAGCCCAACUGAGCUGGAGGAAAUCAUUGGGCAGCAUUCAGAGGUUGCGGAUGCAGCCGUUACGUCGGUCUGGGACGAUAAAGAGGCCACUGAGAUCCCAUGUGCCUUUAUAAUCCCCAAACGCAAGGCACGUGAGCAGCUUGCCAACGAAAUUCAGGAACUUGUUUCAUCCAAAGUUGCAGCCUACAAGAAGCUACGAGGCGGUAUCUACUUUACAGAUAAUUUGCCUCGGAAUCCCACUGGAAAACUGCUGAGGAGAUAA
Penicillium riverlandense is the source of this 357-nucleotide messenger RNA. RefSeq lists its product as uncharacterized. The coding region runs from base 1 to 357 and encodes 118 amino acids. The record is from RefSeq and is a predicted model, not a curated record. Gene Ontology annotation, biological process: secondary metabolic process. The transcript is spliced from 3 exons. Gene Ontology annotation, molecular function: CoA-ligase activity. Lineage: Eukaryota; Fungi; Ascomycota; Eurotiomycetes; Eurotiales; Aspergillaceae.